CUUUUGGGCGUUAGGGUUUAGGGUCUGGACUAUAUAUAUAUUCAUGGGGACGAAACCCUCGCCAUUGGGAAAGGUUGAGAAAAGGUGUCUGAGCUUUUGACGACGAAGAAGAAGGGAGUGCGCUUCUCACACAGGAGCUUUUGAGCUUUUUCAUAUUCGCGCGCGAAGCUUGAGGCAAACUUCGCCACCACAAUUUCUACUGCGGAAAUCGCAGAACGAAUUGAGCCGCCAAUUUUUUUAUUGGUCGAUAGUGGAGGAGGAUGAAGUACGUAUUGGUUACCGGGGGCGUCGUGAGCGGCCUUGGGAAAGGCGUCACUGCCAGCAGCAUCGGCGUUGUGCUCAAAGCAUGCGGACUUCGAGUGACUUCAAUUAAAAUUGAUCCAUAUUUAAACAUGGACGCUGGUACAAUGUCACCAUUUGAGCACGGAGAGGUUUUUGUUCUUGAUGACGGUGGUGAGGUGGAUUUAGAUUUAGGUAACUAUGAACGGUUCUUGGAUGUGAGACUAACUAGAGACAAUAAUAUUACCACAGGGAAGAUUUUUCAGUCUGUACUUGAGAAGGAACGAAGGGGCGAUUAUCUUGGGAAGACAGUACAGGUGGUCCCUCACAUAACUGACGCCAUUAAGAAUUGGAUUGAAACGGUAGCUGCUAUCCCUGUAGAUGGAAAAGAGGGUCCGGCAGACGUUUGCGUUAUUGAAUUGGGAGGAACUGUUGGUGAUAUUGAAUCAAUGCCAUUCAUUGAAGCUUUACGGCAGCUACUUUUCUCAGUUGAGCCAAACAAUUUCUGUUUGAUCCAUGUGAGUCUUAUACCUGUUCUUGGCGUUGUUGGAGAGCAAAAAACUAAACCCACACAGCAUAGUGUGCGGGAAUUGAGAGCCUUAGGCUUGACUCCACACUUUCUUGCUUGCCGCUCUGCUCAGCCUUUGCUGGAAAGUACUAGGCAGAAGUUGUCCCAGUUUUGCCAUGUCUCUGUUGGUAAUAUCCUUAACAUACAUGAUGUUCCAAACAUUUGGCACAUACCUCUUCUGCUUCGGAAUCAAAAUGCACACGAGGCUAUUUUAAAACAUUUGCAGCUAAUGAAAGUUGCCAAGACUCCUAAUCUGCAAGAGUGGACUGAGAGGGCCAAGAUUUUCGACAACCUCUCCAACUCCGUUAGAAUUGCGAUGGUGGGAAAGUAUGUUGGGUUGACAGAUUCUUAUUUAUCUGUCGUGAAGGCGUUAUUGCAUGCUUGCAUUUCAUGUUCACUGAAGCCAGAUAUUAAGUGGAUUGCAGCUUCUGAUCUUGAAGACGACACAGCAAAUUCAAAACCUGAAGCUCAUGCAACAGCUUGGGAAGAUCUGAAGAAUGCUGCAUGUAUCUUGGUUCCUGGAGGCUUUGGUGAUAGGGGUGUGAAAGGAAUGAUCUUGGCUGCAAAGUAUGCUAGAGAAAAUAAAGUUCCAUAUCUUGGAAUUUGUUUGGGCAUGCAGAUAUCUGUCAUUGAGUUUGCUCAAAAUAUUGUGGGCUGGGAACAUGCAAACAGCACUGAGUUUGAUGAUCAGACUCCUAACCCUGUCGUGAUAUUUAUGCCAGAGGGUUCAAAAACCCAUAUGGGGAGCACUAUGAGGCUUGGCAGUCGGAGAACUUUAUUUCAAACACCAGACUGCCUAAUGGCCAAGCUGUACCAUAAUUUUGAGUAUGUGGAUGAGCGACAUAGGCACAGAUACGAGGUAAACCCAGACGUAGUAUCCAAUUUUGAGGAACGUGGGUUGAAAUUUGUCGGGAGGGAUGAAAGUGGAAAGAGAAUGGAGAUUUUAGAGCUUACAAGCCAUCCAUAUUAUGUGGGGGUACAGUUUCAUCCAGAAUUCAAGUCACGUCCUGGGAGACCUUCACCCCCAUUCUUAGGUUUUAUUUUGGCGGCAAUUGGACAGUUGAGUUCGUUUCUUCAAAAUUCUCAAAACGGGAGCUUGUAGGAUUCCUACAGCCAACAACUGAGGGUUUCUCAUAAUUUCAAGGUAUUUUGGCAGUCGGAUAAGAGCUAUUCUGGCAUUUUUGAAAGAUGUGCAUUUGCAGCAACAGCAGCAGCUGGAAUACACACACAUGCUUACAUUUGUGUUGGUGAAGUUGAUGCGUCCAAUUUCCUUCCCGGAGUUUUUUGUGUGUGAGAAUUUAGUGGUUUUCUGCAUUUCGUUUGCUUGUAGAUAUGCAUUUCCGACGGAUGUUUGGUUUGGAGAGAGUGUUCAAAUUUUGAGUUUAAAUUCUAUAUAUGUGGGAGAUGAUAAAAAGAAUAUGUGAACUUCAUUUGACAUUUCCUGUAGUGGAGCUUUGUGUUUAUAUUGUUGAUUUCAUUUAGAGCCCUUAUGUUUGCUUGUUAA
Messenger RNA from Andrographis paniculata, 2351 nucleotides. RefSeq lists its product as uncharacterized. Lineage: Eukaryota; Viridiplantae; Streptophyta; Magnoliopsida; Lamiales; Acanthaceae. The transcript has 23 exons. Bases 261 to 1949 code for a protein of 562 amino acids. Gene Ontology annotation, molecular function: CTP synthase activity; identical protein binding. The record is from RefSeq and is a predicted model, not a curated record. Gene Ontology annotation, biological process: CTP biosynthetic process; pyrimidine nucleobase biosynthetic process.